Molecule: messenger RNA, 987 nt
Organism: Archocentrus centrarchus (flier cichlid)
Lineage: Eukaryota; Metazoa; Chordata; Actinopteri; Cichliformes; Cichlidae
Product: myelin-oligodendrocyte glycoprotein-like
Exons: 5
Coding region: 1-690 (229 amino acids)
Biological process (GO): T cell receptor signaling pathway; regulation of cytokine production
Cellular component (GO): external side of plasma membrane
Molecular function (GO): signaling receptor binding
Source: RefSeq, a predicted model, not a curated record
AUGUACUUAGAAGAGCUGAGUUUCAGUAUGUCUCUCUCUGCCUCUAUAUUCACUUUCUUGCUGCUUUUCGCCCUCAUCGUGCCUGUUGAAGGUCAGUUUCAUGUGGUUGGAUCUCGUCACCCUAUCACAGUUCCCCUGGGGGAUGAUGUCAUCCUACCGUGUCACGUGGAGCCAAAGUUUAAUGUGGCCGGGCUGACUGUAGAGUGGGCGAGACCAGAGCGUCGACCUGACCCCAACGAUCGGCUGAGCAGAGUGGAAUAUGUUCAUCUUUACAGAGACGCCCAUGAGGUCCCCGACAUGAAGAUCCCAUCAUACAUCGGGAGGACAGAGUUGUUCACAGAUGGCCUGAGAGAAGGAAACAUCUCUCUAAGAAUCACUAAUGUGACGCUUGAAGAUGAAGGAAGAUACAGAUGUUUCAUCCCAAAGUUAAAGAGUCAAAGAAAGUUUUCAGUUGUUCAUCUGAUUGUUGCUAAAUCUGUGACAACAGAGACACCACUGCAUCCUGAAACUCUCCAAACUCCUGAUCCGAUGGAAGAGUUUCACACUAAAGGUGGUUUGUCCCGCCGGAGCCGACUGAUCCCAGUUGUGGUUUUCAGUGUGUUGGUUCUCCUCUGUGUUGCAGUCGGAGCGCGCUGGUUCACUGAGUCAAAGCGUCAAAAACAAGAACUCAAGAAAGGACUUCCUAUUUAGGUUCUUUGCUCAAGGGCACUUUGGAAAUAUUAACAGAGAAGAAAGCACCACCCACUUACCUCACCCAGAUUACUUCUUUUAGGAUUCAAAGCAUCAACUUUUCCAGGCUCAUGUGGACACAGUGGUUCUGCAGAAGAAGGGCCAAUAAUUCAUCUGGAUCCAAGUGAACUUUAACCCCUGUAAGGAUGCCGGUGGCUUGUGUGACUGGUCUGGUGACUUGAGGAGGACUCAGUUACAGAAAGAACAGUUUGAGGCAAAGUUGAGCUGUGGCAAAAAGGUGGAAUUUACUUUCACAAC